AUGUGCAUUAUUUUUUAGCCUCAGACGGAAAUGCUCAGACUUCUCGCUGUCUAUCAGAAUUUCUGAACGUGGGCAUGAAGGAAGAUUCCCUUCAUUAAAUUAACUGUGGGCUUAAUACGUCACGUUUUCGUAUCCUUUGAGCAAACAGCAGACUUGCGCUGACACAUCGAUCCUCGCACGUGCGAUGUGAAACAUGGAUCAUCCAGCAUAUCAUGGGCCGAUAAGCAAACAGAGAUGUGAGGAGCUGCUCGGCAAGAAAGGACGGGACGGAACAUACCUCAUUCGGGAAAGCGAGACCAUUCAGGGAGCUCUCUGCCUCUGUGUGUACAAACAAAAAGUGGUCUAUACCUACAGGAUCCUCCAGACCCACACUGGCCUUUUCACUCUACAGGCUAGCUCAGGUGUAGAGGAGAAGUUUUUCGAGACGUUGAAGGAUCUUAUUCAUCAUUACAAGCAAAAGAAUAAAGGACUUGCAACACACUUAUGCCAUUCCCUGAAAAGAAAAACGCUGCAAGAUCAGCCAAUGCAAUGUGCAGAACCACUAGUGCCUAACGAGGAAAAUGACUAUGAAAAUGUUGACUUCUCAGGGGACUAUGUUGUUGUUCUGCCGGACUGAUUUAAUUACAAUGUGACGGUCUGACUGGAUAACUGGAUCAGCUAAUAUGAACAAUAUAGAUAUGCUAUUACUGUUUCUGAGAACUUUCAGGCCAUGUUCAUCUCAAAUAUGGGAAAUGCACGUGGAUUCUUAUUACUUGAAACACAUUUUAGCAUGGUUAUGUUUUUAUGCAUGGAAAAUGCAUACAUUAAUGCUGUAAUUGUGUGAAUUUAAUGAAAGCCUGUUUCUGCUUUGGAAUAAAGAGGUUAUUAAAACUUUUCAUCUCACAAUUCCGAUGUUUCAUAAUUCUAAGGAAAAGUCAGAAUUGCAAGAUAUAAAUUCUAAAUCUAUACCUCAGAAUUCUGAGUUUAUUUCAUGCAGUUCUGAAGAAAUGAGAAUUGUGACAAAAAGAAAUGCAAGGAAAAAAUCAAAACUUUUUUUCAAAUUUGUAUUUUUUUUUUUCUGUGGCAGAAAUAGGCUUUAAUAGGAUUUUAGUGUAAUCUGUUACACACUAUAGUAUCAUAAUCAAUUGAGUGAAAGUUAAUUUGAAAAAUUAACAUGGUUUUCAGAAUGUAUUGGUAUUUGGGAUUGCUUUAAUGACAAAUUAUUUAAUGUACAGAGGAGCUCACAUGGUCAGUAUCACAUGUUUGAUUCAGUGUCCUAAAAAUAUUGCAAAAUAUUAAAUAUUGUUUAUUUAUUUUACAACAUUCUAGAAAUUCUAAAACUUGGUUGUAUAUUUUUAAUGUGGCCUCAGACUUUUAAAGUCAAUGGGUUGUCACUGGCCGAUAAAGUCUUGUUGGUUGGAAUUGUAGUACUAAUCUGGAUGGGAGAGAAAUAUUAGGUUUAUAUUUUGUGCUUGAUGACCUGUUCAUAAUUUAAGGACAAGAAGACUUUUUUUUAUUGUACAUAUUUAUUUUAUCUGUUUUUUUUUUUGUUUUUUUUUUUGUUUUUUUUAGAGAGACUGUGUAUCUGUAUAUUGUAUUUACAGUUUAUAAAUCUAAUAACAUUUUUCAAUAUUAAGUGCUUUCUAAUGAGUUUGGUGGCAUUUUCUUGAAUAUUGGUAGC
Carassius gibelio (silver crucian carp) is the source of this 1660-nucleotide messenger RNA. Its product is annotated as SH2 domain-containing protein 1B. NCBI's taxonomy places the organism in Eukaryota, Metazoa, Chordata, Actinopteri, Cypriniformes, Cyprinidae. The transcript is spliced from 4 exons. The record is from RefSeq and is a predicted model, not a curated record. Bases 194 to 616 code for a protein of 140 amino acids.